Molecule: messenger RNA, 3254 nt
Organism: Nilaparvata lugens (brown planthopper)
Lineage: Eukaryota; Metazoa; Arthropoda; Insecta; Hemiptera; Delphacidae
Gene: BBS1
Product: Bardet-Biedl syndrome 1 protein
Exons: 12
Coding region: 1450-3174 (574 amino acids)
Biological process (GO): non-motile cilium assembly; protein localization to cilium
Cellular component (GO): centrosome; BBSome; axoneme
Molecular function (GO): smoothened binding; patched binding
Source: RefSeq, a predicted model, not a curated record
CUACCUAGGUCAUAUAGGCUACAAGAAUUGAUUUGUCACAUAUUCAUUUUUUAAUCAUACUGUUCUUAUUUACAAAUUUCCACUCGUAUCCUCACCUGCUCCCAGACAUUUUAACAAUUAGGUAUCCUGUUUCUGGGGGUGGUAAAGAGGGUUUCUUUAAAAUUGAUGCUUCAGAGUGGUAUAAAAAUAGUAUAACAAAUGUUCAAUCAUGUUGGAAUUCGUGAAAAAUCCAAGUAGGCCAUAUUUCAAAUGUACACCACCUAUAGUGUAUCCAGUGUCUACCUGUUCCAAGCACCUUUUUACAUUUAUCUCAGUUCUCAUCAUUUUCCUUGAUGGGACAGAGAGCUUCAAUUACAAAAAUAAUUCAAUGAAAUAGCAUUGUCAGAUUUUCAGAGACGGAUAAAGUUAAUUUUAUACAGAAUCGAUUUCAAAAAAUCUCAUUUAAAAAAAUUAUAAUUUGGAUAAAUUUACAACAUAAUUUUUUGGCUUUAGAGAACUUAAUCUCUUGAUACAACCCAGCUGGAUGAUCAAAUAAUGUUAUUGCUAUGGUACGCAUUGUAGUUGUGGAAGGGGUAAAUCGAUCCAGGGAUCAAGUUAAUCAAGUUGAUCAGGGAUCAGUAGUGUCCCACUACUGAGACACUGUAGCCUACUUGAAUAAGCUCGUUUUUAAAAACUUGAACACACCAACAAGGGAUGAGUGCGGGAGGAUGACGGGAUAGGGGCAAUUCUGAAGAUGUGUUGUUUGAGUGGUUGAAAUUGUCCUGUUCCCGUUCCCUUCGUCCCGCGACCCAAAUCGCGUACAAAUCCCUCAUCGAUGAGUUAAUGUUUAAAAACCCAUUCUCAAUAUAUGGCCCUAAAAAAUCUCUUUUAGCGAGAAAUAAGUGGGCAGAGCUUUGAAAAUGCUGCUACUGGUGAUCACAUGGCGCUAAACUUCUAGCAGCUGAUCAACAUCUGGAUUAGUUUGUGUUGGUUUCGUUUCCAUGGCAACGGUCACUGAUGUCACUUGGACGCCGCUUGCAUGGAGAAUGGAUAGUACUCUGGCAAGUAGUCUUUGUUGGCCGAUCGUUCAUUGUUGUUGAUUUAUUGUUUAGUUUUUCAAAAGUUGUCCACUUACCAUGGAUCAGUUUAAAUUGAAUUUUCUCUGUUAUUCUAAAUAUUAGACACUCUAUUUUCUUUUACAAAAAUCACAGAUUGGUAUUCUCUAUACAUCUAUAAUAGUGUACCGUAAGCUAAUGACAUUUUAACAUGUUUUUUUCUAUUCAGGACUUAUUUCUAUAUAGGUAGUUUUACUGUGCCGAUUUUCAUAUAAAUACAACGACUUGCAAAACCGCUUUGCAAAUCACAGAUUAGAUAUAAUUAGGCCUACUGUUUUGUAUUAUUUCAUUUAAUGUGUUCUUUGAAGUGGUAUCAAUAUUUGUACCCCUUUAUGACUCUUGAUGGUUUUAGGGAAUGACUUCAUUGAGAAAUAGCCUGAAUAUGCAGCAACCGUGGAUAGAUGCUUACUCUGACCCAAAGGCGGAAAUUCGGACUUUCAGCUCAUGCCUCACACUGGGUGAUCUAAACGGCGACAAUGAAUACAAGUUGAUACUAGCUGAUCAUGGAACGGGAUCUGGCCAUGUCAAACUUAAAGUAUACCGAGGAACUUCAAUGGCAUCAGAAAUCGUUCUCUUGGAUUUCCCCUCAGCCGUUGUUUCAAUUUAUACAGACACUAAUGAGCCAAGAAUUCCAGGUUUGGCAGUUUCAUGUGGCUGCCACGUUCUGGUGUACAGGAACUGCCGGCCUUACUUCAAGUUCUGCAUGCCGUCAAUGGAGGCCUCGAGCCUGGAGGCGGACCUGUGGCGGCAGAAGAGUCAGACCAGCCAGAUGGUGCGUCUGCUGCAGGAGCUGUCUGACGAGAUCGGCUACUCCAAUCUCAGCGCUCCGUCACAAGCGUUGCUGGCUCUCGAGCCGAACCUGCGCGAUGAGUUCCUGCACAAGAACCGACAUCACUCCAUUAAGAAACAAACUGUGAUAACAUGUAUGACUGCCAUAAAGAAGUCCUUAUCAGAUGAAAAGUCAGUCUCCUGCAUAAUUUUGGCGACAGAAAAUUAUCAAGUAUUCAUCUUGGAUCCGGAAGCCUUUGUGAUAAUGGACAAAUUUCCGGUGCCGUGCGUGGCGUCAAUGAUCAGUGCAUUGGGCCUGUACGCAGUGGACUACCGUGUGCUGCUCGCGUCGAGAGCCGGCAAAAUAUUUGUGCUGAAAGCAGGCGUGACCGUGCCUGUGGCUCACCUGGCGUCGCAGCCGGUUGGCCUCAUUCUCCACUCACAGUCAUUCACCAUUGCCACCAUGGACGGCAAUCUACAGUGCUACUCCAUCAAGGGAAUCAAGCAGUGGUCUACUGCGCUGCCAGGCUCCCCGGUUGAUGUGUGUUCUGUGCCUCUGCAAGGACUGGCCUUGAAUUUGGUGGCUGUCUCGAUAUCGACUGAUUCUGGCGGAUCCAUCCUCCUCUACUCCGGACCUCAGCUGAUGCACUCUUUCAACACGCCCACUCCGGUCUCUGCACUCGUAUUCGGCAGAUAUGGCCAAGAAGAACACGCACUAUGCUCGGUCACUACAGGUGGAGCGUUGUCAGUGAAGCUUUUGAAAAGAACAGCAAACUUUGGUAACGGUGAGAAAGCACCAAUGAUCUCCGGAGGUCAGCCCCAUAAUAUUAAACUUCUUGUCCCAAAGAAGACCAGGCUGUUCGUUGAACAAACUCUGAGGGAACGGGAUCAAUGUCGUGAAAUGCACAACUGGUUUCAAAAAGCGUGGCUUGAUCUUGGUGUGAGUGUGAGUGAGGCUUACUUGAACGGUCUACGGAGCACGUCGGUUUGUGAGAGAGAAUCAUUAAAGCUUACUGCUCAGGUUCUUGGAUUGGGGCCACGACUUAAAAUCCAGUUAUUCCUUGAAAACCUGGCUUCAGACUAUGUUCCUGCUGGUUUAGCGGUCACAUUCUUGUACGACCCCAAGUUAUAUACCAUCCAUAAAACCUAUAUUCCAGUGCCAAUGCUGGUUCCUGGAUUGACUGUAAGCCUGGAAACACUAGUGACGUGUGAGCUGGGAGUUGCCAGCCCUCUUCAAGUGCUGGUGUUUGCAUCUCGAUUACUUCUCACUGCAGUCAUCAACAUGCCACCAGCUACUGCCACAUUGGUGUAGAGACAGAUGAAUCUUAAAAAUAGUUCUACUGUUAAUUUUAUCUUCAUGCGAUGAUGCAUCUUUCUGGACAGCAAACUACA